CUUGUCCUGAAAAUGUUCAACAAGAAACCGCGAAGAAACUUCAGGCAAAGGAAAGGACAAUCGAGCGAUGAAGAUGAACAACAGAAGAGCGGAGAGGAUGAUGGAAGUAAAACACAAGCUACCGCUUCUAGCAUAAAGCCCGUCAAGUUGCCGCAGAAUCGGGGAAUCUCAUGCAGUUCCAAGCGGGAGGCGAUGUCACCCAAGUCGGACUCGAGUGGUGCUGAAGACGCGGUAGAAUAUGGUACUAGCGGGCCGAUCGUUGGCACUAGACCGCCUAACAGUAAAGAGGACAAGGAUGGACGGAAGAAGAAAGGAAACGUGCUCAGCUUCUCUAAUGAGAAAGAAGGAUCUGAGUUCAAACUAAAGAAAUCGUCAGAUAAAGCUGUGGUCUUCCAAGCCAGGAGAAAGGAGGCUUCCCCUGCAAAGACCUCCCGGCCUACUGCCAGGAAAGAUGUGAAUGUGGUUGGGUCCCAGAAAGAGAGGUCCGGUAGCAAUGUGUCCGGAGAAGAACUGUCAUCAGAGAGUGACGGAGAGGGAGGUGCCAAGUCAACCACAUCCAGCUCUGCCUCCUCCAUGUCCUCCACAUCCUCCAAGUCCUCCACUCAGAAACAGAAACCAGUGGAGAUCCCAGAUGCAAGAAGGAUCCAGGCGGCCAGAAGGCAGCGUCAGGCGGCCAGAGCCCAGAAAGACUAUAUCUCCCUGGGGAGAGAUGGGGAGAGCUCCCCCCGGACCCCAGACCAGGACCUGGAGGAACGCACUGACGAAGAUUAUGAUGAUGAUGAGCCAGACGACCAUGAACGCAGGAUUGAGUUUGCCCCGCGGUCCAAAACCAUCAGGGAGAGGAUAGCAGAGAAGAUUGGAGGUAGUGGUGCUAGUGAGUCUGACGACCAGGAGAGCGAGGACAACAACCUCUGGGAGGAGCAACAGAUUGGAAAGGGAGUCAAGAGACACCCUGGGGAACAGAGUCCAUCAGGCAGUGAGGGCAGUGGCUCUGUGAGGAGCAGUAGUAGUAGACGGAAACAGAGAGUCAACAUCCCAGAGUGUCUGCCUCCCAUCAGCCUCAGCGUGGUGAAGAAGAGGAUCACUGGGAAACUGUAUGAUCUGCGGGAGGUCCACAGGGCUCAUGAGGCAGACCUGAGGAGGAUGGAGGUGGACAUGGACAGCUCUAGAACCUCUCUGGAGAACCUGGAGAACAGUUCCUCCGAUCGCCAGCUUCAGUUCUACCGGGACACCAACACCUACAUUCAGAACCUGGUGGAAUGUCUCGGAGAGAAGGUGGUAGAGAUCAACAGUGUGGAGGUGGACAUGCACACUCUUCUGUCUGACCAGGCGGAGGUACUGUUGUCAAGGAGACGAGAGGCCAUACGGCAGGAGUCAUCUCGCCUACAGCAGCUCAGCUAUGCCACUGAUCCACAAAGUGAAGGAGACUCUGGGGAAAGCGGGAAUGAAAAAACAAAUAAAAGUGAGCCAGGUGAGGAAGACUAUGGUAGCCUGACGGCCGACAGCGAGCCUUCCCCUGAGGAAGAGGCAGAACUGCAGAGGGAGAGAGCGGAGAUCCUGAGCAGGUCCCAGGAUGUGUUCUGUGACGUGCAGGAGGACUUCUGGGAGGUGAAAAAGGUUCUGUCUCGCUUCAACGAGUGGAGAGUAGCCUUCUCCGAGUCCUACCACUCAGCCUACAUCAGCCUCUGUCUGCCCAAACUACUCAACCCACUCAUCAGACACCAACUUUUAGGCUGGAACCCCCUACAGGCUGCAGGAGAGGACUUUGAGGCUCUGCCGUGGUUCUCUGCUGUAGAGACGUUCUGUCACGGACUGGGUUACCAGGAGGCAGAGCACACUGACAGGAAAACACUGCCUGCUAUCAUAGAGAAGACUCUCCUGCCCAAGAUACAAGGUUUUGUGGAGUUGGUGUGGGACCCUCUGUCCAGCCGUCAGUCUCUGUGUCUGUCUGAGCUGUGUCACAGGCUGCAGGAUGACUACUCUCUGUUUGAGGGAGAGCAGAGCAAACCGGUCAAGGCGUUUGUUGAAGCAGUGAGUGGUAGAUUGAGGAGUUCAGUGGAUGAUGAUGUCUUCAUUCCUCUGUACCCUAAGAAGUUUUUAGAUGACAAGUCCUCUCCACAAAGGAGGUUCAGAGACCAGCAGUUCUGGACAGCUGUGAAGCUCCUUGGUAACAUUGGCCAGUGGGAUGGGUUGAUAUCUGAACAUGUUCUGAAGGAGCUAAUGUUGGACAAACUCCUGAACCGUUACCUGAUGAUGCCACUACUCAACGAGACCCACUCACAUGACUCUGUCCACACAUGUAAAAAGGUUGCUGUGUGUUUUCCUAAGUCCUGGUUUAAAGACGUGAGCUCCUGUCCCUCUCAGCUGAAGUCCUUCAGUGACCACCUCCUCCAGACUGCCCAUUCAGUCUGCAAACAGCAGCCUGACCACCCCAACACACGGUCUGUGGUGAGUGAUGUGCUGACUGUUUUGGGAAGCAUCCAGGCCUGGGACAAGGUAGAGACGAUAUCGGACAAAUACCAUUACAAAGACCUGGUGGACACACUCAACCUGUCCUAGUGUGUCCUACUGUGUCAACCAUACAUCAUGUAAUAUCUGUUGUAAUUGUGUGUAUUACACAACUUUAUUUGUACUUUUUUAUAUAUAAAUAAAUAUUUGAGUUCUGUUAA
Molecule: messenger RNA, 2669 nt
Organism: Salmo salar (Atlantic salmon)
Lineage: Eukaryota; Metazoa; Chordata; Actinopteri; Salmoniformes; Salmonidae
Gene: gcfc2
Product: GC-rich sequence DNA-binding factor 2
Biological process (GO): mRNA splicing, via spliceosome; spliceosomal complex disassembly
Cellular component (GO): nucleus; U2-type post-mRNA release spliceosomal complex
Molecular function (GO): DNA binding
Source: RefSeq, marked provisional